CGCAUUUGUCCACUCGUUUCCUUCGUUUACGACUGCAAACGAAACGGACCCUUGAUAAAUUCCCAAACUUAAAAAUACAUACAACUCAAAAGCGCGUCUUUGGUUUGUGAAAAAACGAAGGAAACGAGUGGACAAAUAAACAUGCUUCUGCUAAGCCAAGCUCCAGUGAGAGCUCUUUCAACCAGUAAUUGCUCCUUCUCAUCUCCUUCACGAAUCCCAACUCUAAAUCCAACUCUCUUCUCCAAUUCAAAACCCAAGUUUGCAUCCAGAAACUCUAGGAGAACCAUAAAUCUCACAGUCACAAAUGCAGAAAGAGAUGGUGGUGAUUCAGCUUCUGCAACAAAGCAAGCUUUCUCCAGCUCCUCGCAAUCUCCUUAUAGCAACGAUGAGACUGUUUUUGUCGGUGAAGAAGCCGUUCCACUUGAAGGUGUAAUUCAGUUCGAAAAACCCAAUUCACCUUCCAAGUUAAAUAAAUGGGGUCGAAUUGCUCUUAUGGCUGGUGGGGAUGUUUUGGCUUUACUUUUGUUUUCUGCAAUUGGAAGAUUCAACCAUGGUUUCCCAGUUCUUAACGUUGAGACCCUGCAUACUGCGGACCCUUUUAUCGCCGGAUGGUUUUUAAGUGCUUACUUCCUUGGAGGUUACGGAGACGACGGGAGAGGAAGCAACGGUUUGUCAAAAGCUGUUGUAACUGCCGUUAAGUCAUGGGCUGUGGGGAUUCCGUUGGGGUUAAUAAUUAGGGCAGCAACAUCAGGUCAUAUUCCUCAAGUCAGCUUUAUGAUGGUAACUAUGGGAAGCACUGCAACCUUGUUAAUUGGAUGGAGAGCUCUCUUAUUAACUGUUCUACCUGGUGACAAUAGCAAGAAGAAUGAUAUGUACAAACAGGGGAGCCCCUUUGAAUUGUUUGAGUUGCUUACAUCGUUAGUACGAAGGUGGUGAUAGUAGCCAAUUCUCAUGUGCUUGUAUCCAACAGUUGAUUUUCUCGUAAACAAGCACCCAACAUGAAUGAAAGUCCAAGUUUUGUAACAUGUAGAAGGUAAAUCACAACUCUUUUUGAUUCAUGUAAAUUACAGCUUGAUACUCGCAUGAACAUUUUGGGGCUAUUUUCUAGUUUACAAUUUAGAACAUCUGCUGCUUGGUAAAAGGGGCAGCUAUUUUCUGUCAGCUGUAUGAAUCCUUUUUCUCUAUUUUACCAUGUCGAAGAGCUAGCUGUUCAUAUUUAUAGUAAACCCUUUGAUUCCUAUUGAAA
Nelumbo nucifera (sacred lotus) is the source of this 1246-nucleotide messenger RNA. RefSeq lists its product as uncharacterized. The record is from RefSeq and is a predicted model, not a curated record. NCBI's taxonomy places the organism in Eukaryota, Viridiplantae, Streptophyta, Magnoliopsida, Proteales, Nelumbonaceae.